AGCUCAAGCUGCAACGCCGAUAGACACAGAUUCAGUCGAUAGUUUCGAAUGCCCGAGGCGAUACGUUUUUACAGUUACUUAAUAUUUUGAGAUACGAAGGCGCAGAUUCGCGAAUCCUCCUGAAAUUGCAUGUUUGAGCGCGCUUAUAUAAUUAUCAAUACUUUAUCGAUAUUUAAAUACUGAUACUCCUUGCAUGCACGUGACGCGAUGUCACACCAAUGACACAGUUUUCUCGUGAUGUGGGCUGCGCUGGGUAGCUAGAUAAGACAUUCAAUCUCUAAACUAUUUAUAGACACGAAUAAUAGGUCGUAGUUGCAGUUAUUGUUCGACGGUGCGCGCUCAAACAUGCAAUUUCAGGAGGAUUCGCGAAUCUACGCCUUCGUAUCUCAAAGAGUGAUCUUUGCGAACGGCGUCCGGCCGGCCACAUUGGUGGUGAGCGAGGAAAAAAUCCAGGAAAUAUCAUACGACACGGGUGAAGACGUUGUACGAUAUUUGUCACAGAAAUACCCCGGCAUUCUGUUUAACGAUUGCGGCUCGUUAGUGCUAAUGCCCGGAAUAAUAGACUCCCACGUGCAUGUAAAUGAGCCCGGAAGAACCGAAUGGGAAGGAUUUCGCACCGCUACACGCGCGGCCGCGGCCGGCGGUGUCACCACGAUUGCGGACAUGCCUUUGAAUUCUAUUCCGCCCACUACCACUUUGGUUAAUCUCGAAGCUAAAGCGAGGGCAGCGUACGCGAAAACGUUCGUAGACGUUGCGUUCUGGGGCGGAGUGGUACCAGGGAAUCGGCACGAGUUGCGAUCGUUAAUAGACGCAGGUGUAGUCGGUUUUAAAUGCUUCUUGUGCCCGAGCGGAGUCGACGAAUUUCCACAUGUCUCUGCGGACGAUGUGAGAGAAACUCUUUUGGAACUGCUGCCUACAAAGACCGUGCUGGCGUUUCACGCAGAAUACGAGCGCAAUGAAAAAACAACUCGGUCAACCGACAAUCCAGAGUUGUACGACACUUUCUUGCGUACUCGUCCCGAUCUCAUGGAACUCGAUGCUGUAAAAUUAAUUUGUGAUUGGUGUACAAAAUACAAAUUUCGAUGCCACAUAGUGCAUUUGUCAAGCGCGGAGUGUUUGACAUUAAUAAAUGAUGCCAAGGCUCGUGGUGCACCUUUAACCGUGGAAACGUGCUAUCACUAUCUGAUACUGACCGCGGAAGAGAUACCGGCAGGUUCCACUGAAUUCAAGUGCUGCCCGCCGAUCAGGAGGAAGAGUAAUCGAGAACAAUUGUGGCACGGUGUUAAAAACGGAACGUUAGACAUGAUUGUUUCGGAUCACUCUCCUUGCGUGCCGGAAUUGAAAACUCGCGGAAAUUUUCUGACCGCUUGGGGUGGAAUCUCCUCAUUGCAAUUCGGAUUGCCACUGAUAUGGACAGCCGCGAGAACGAGAGGUACACCGUUGUCCGAAAUCUCGAAGCUAUUGAGCAGCCAGCCCGCAAGACUGUGCGGCCUUGAAGACCGUAAAGGUAAUCUGUCAGUUGGAAUGGACGCGGAUUUCGUUAUUUGGGAUCCAGAGGAAUCUCUUACGGUUGAGGCAGAUGACAUUCACUACAAGAACAAACUGACACCGUAUCAAGGAAGGAACCUGUUUGGAAGAGUGAUCGCGACUGUCCUUAGGGGACGAUAUGUUUUCAAAGAUGGAAAGAUUUGCGACGAACCUGCAGGGAGAUUAUUGUUAAACGCAGAUAUCUUAAAGGCAAUAGAAACCCGAUAAACUUCAUUUCAUUUCGUAACUCGCAGCGAAGCUUUACGAUUCUUUCAUUUUGAAAUGAAUCAUCUACACGUAACGCGAUAUUAGAAACAUAACAAAUUAUAUGAAGAAUAUUUUUCACGAUAUUAAUUUCCAGUUUAUAUUGUUUACGUAGUUGAACUCAUUUUCUUUGUGUCUUCUAAUCGAAAGUUGAUACCUACAGACACAAAUGUUGCUCGUCCAGUAUUAGAAAUAGUCGACGGUGUUGCGAAAUAAUUUCAAAAUUCAAGAAAGAAAUAUAUUCGUAAAAGUGAAACUCUUCGGCCGAUGCGGGUAACAGCAAAUCUUGCCUGUGUUGUAUAUUGGUCAAUGGGGCACCGAUAUUCAUAGCAGGUCGCACGACGUUCCUCGAGAACGUACCGAGUGAAAUGGCUCGAAGAUUUGCGUCGUCGAUUUUUCGGUAUUUACUCCAGUUUUAUUUGCACAAAACACUGGAGAUUUUUCGUUGCGACAUCUAAAAAUUACUAUAAAUAAUGCUCGCAAAAAGAUACAUUAAAUUACAAGCAAAAUGUUAAACGUAAGAAUACUUUUACUAACGCCUUUAUCUGAUAUCCGCGUAUGACAUAAGCGAAAAUGUAAGAGAAAAUAAUAUUUACAUAUUCUGCGA
Molecule: messenger RNA, 2398 nt
Organism: Vollenhovia emeryi
Lineage: Eukaryota; Metazoa; Arthropoda; Insecta; Hymenoptera; Formicidae
Product: allantoinase, mitochondrial
Exons: 11
Coding region: 346-1755 (469 amino acids)
Biological process (GO): allantoin catabolic process; purine nucleobase catabolic process
Cellular component (GO): cytoplasm
Molecular function (GO): zinc ion binding; allantoinase activity; cobalt ion binding
Source: RefSeq, a predicted model, not a curated record